Messenger RNA from Aspergillus niger, 1698 nucleotides. RefSeq lists its product as uncharacterized. The record is from RefSeq and is a predicted model, not a curated record. The transcript has 2 exons. Gene Ontology annotation, cellular component: cytoplasm; nucleolus. Gene Ontology annotation, biological process: positive regulation of translation; nuclear-transcribed mRNA catabolic process, nonsense-mediated decay. NCBI's taxonomy places the organism in Eukaryota, Fungi, Ascomycota, Eurotiomycetes, Eurotiales, Aspergillaceae. The coding region runs from base 1 to 1698 and encodes 565 amino acids. Gene Ontology annotation, molecular function: mRNA binding.
AUGACGCAGAUCCCUGCGGGCAAGUCUACAGGAGGCGUUCUCCAGAUCCCCGCCGCUGCGACUCAGAAGAAUGCCUCUGCGCCGCCAAAGAAGGCUCCAAAGCCAGCCGCGCCUCGAUUGAAGCUCCUCGUCAGACGUCUGCCACCCGGACUAACACAAGCGGAAUUCGAGACAGCGUUGGGCUCGGAAUGGAAGGUUGGCGGUGGGAAGGUCGACUGGUUCCAAUACAAGCCAGGAAAGGUCUCUAAAGACGAUCACACCAUCCCGCUCUCGAACAAAGUCCGCCAAACGUCUUUCUUGGACGCCCGUAAUACCUCAACCGAUCCUGUCCUUUUGGGACCUCCAUCUUUGGAAUUCGCACCUUAUGCCAAGAUUGCCGGAAACCGUUCGCGCAAAGACGCCCGUCAAGGAACUAUCGACCAAGACCCCGAGUUCAUCGCUUUUCUCGAGAGCCUCACGCAACCACUUGCCAAACCGGCUCCUGUCGAGUCUGGCGCUGAUGGGGAGGAUAAGAAGGAGACGGUGACUGUUACGCCUUUGGUGCAGUACAUCAGAGAGAAGAAGGCCAACAAGGCGAAGGAAUCCAGCAAAUCUAAACACAAGUCGGACAAGGACUCCAAGGGGGAGAAGAUCCAGGCGAAGAAGUUGCUACAACGUCCUGACAGGGAUACAAAGGACUCUGCUGCUACGGAGAAACCCGAGAAGAAAUCCAAGUCCGACAAAGCUACCAAGGAAGCUGUGAAGGCCGCAAACAAGCAGGCUGCUAAUGUUGCUGCCAAGCAAGCCGCGAAAUCAUCUCCAGCGCAAAACUCACCCAAGGAUACGCCACAGACAUCUACAGAGCGGAAACGCGAACGUGGAAGUGUCGCGGCUGCUGCCAAGAUCCUCCAGCGCGACCUGGGGCUUGCUCCGUCCGGUCGCCGCAGGGGUGGCAAAGCAGCGGCCGUUGAUGGAGAUACGCCCAAGUCUGAUCAGAGCGGAACUGCAACCCCAGAUACGAGCAAGAAGGAGACGCCGUCCAGACCUUCCAAGGGGGCGAACUCGGCUCGGGACAAGUCCAAGGGCAGCAACACACAACCACCCAGUGAGCCAUCCGAAGCAAGCACUCCAGUCAGUACUACACCUAAGCCGGGAAAGUCUGGGAAGGGGAAGCAAGCAUCGGCAGGACCGGCAGCGACCGCUACCCAAGCAUUCCUCAAGCACGCCAACCCAUCUCAGGGCGUUACCGAGCCACUUCUGGAAGCCGCAUUCGCGCCAUUCGGAAAGGUUCUCAAAGUGGAGAUUGAUAAGAAGAAAGGAUUCGGCUACAUUGAUUUCGCAGAACCCGACGGACUUCAAAAGGCCAUUGCUGCUAGUCCUGUCUCGGUCGCGCAGAGUCAAGUUGUCGUGCUAGAGAGAAAGGCCAACCCCGGUGGAGAGAAGGGCCGCGGCAAAGGCCGCAGUGAAGCCCAAGCAUCCUCGGGAGGCGGCGGCGGCGGUGGUGGUGGUGGCGGUGGUGGUAACAAUAGCCGGGGGAAUAAGUCCAAUGAAAGCGGCUCGGGGGGCAACUCAUCUCGUGGACCACGCGGUGGACGAGGGUCCAAGGGCAAGGGAGCCCCCAAGGGAGGAGGAGGCGGAGGAGGAGGAAACAGUGGUGGAAAUGCCGGGGCUGCGAAUGGGAAUCACCCUGAGAGCAAGGGGGGUUCAGAUAGUAAAUGA